AUGGCAAGCACACGGCAACUCGUUAUUCCCACCAAGCUACAUGACAAUGGUCCCUUCCACGUUUCCAAUCUAACCCAGGAGAGCGCAGACAAACUUGCACAGCUUCUGACCUCGAAUCAUGACAAGUAUCACCUGAGCUACCACCAGUUUGGUCUUCAUAACCAUAUUCUUCAUCACCUCCUGUGCAUCUACGCUCUUGGGGCUACUCCGCUGCAGAUGGAAAAAGCUUUCGACUUGAACGCUGUCUAUCAGCUGCCUUCGCACUACGCUGAUUCAGGGCACGCACAGCAAUUAGCUGACCCGGUAGAGUUCAAGAAGUGCCUCGGAGAUUCCAAAUACUUCAAUGACUACUUCCUCUUUUUCCGUAAGGAAAUUGAGACCCAUGGAAUUCCAGCGACGGUCAACACAUACAUCUUUGGCGAUGAUGAGGGAGCUGCCGACAUGUUCGACAGAUUUUUUGGGGGCUAUCUGCACUGCAUCAUCCACCUUGGCUAUGCCCUCGAAUACAUGCAGCCGUUCUUGGUCGCUGAGGCACUAGCCUCAACCGCCGUCCAUCUCCCUGAGCUCCAUGAUUUUCUUGUUCCAACUGAAAAAGUUGCACCCUCUACUGCAAGUGCCUCACAGGUGGAGAUAUUCGAGCAAAUACGUACAAACGCGAGGAUCCGCAGUGCAAUGCAUUAUGACUAUAUCGACAAGAUCAAUGACGGUUUGAUUGGGGAAGCCGGUGACGAAUUGUUCAGGGUCAUCAGCCAGUGGAAGGUUUCGGUCGACGAGGUAGAAGCCAAGGCUGCUGAGCUGUUCAACGCAUGCGUGUACUACACAACUAUGGCUCAGAGGUCAAAUAAGCAGAUUCGUUUCGACUUCAUGCUGAUGCACACUGUAACCACUGCUACAUUCCUUCCAAUUUAUUUGAAGACCGACUGGAUCAAGCCCGAGUCAAAAGCUCGCCUCGUCGAGUGGCUUGGCCGAGCCAAUCUGUUACUCUAUGCUGAAUGCGGUGCCCCAGAACCUCGUCCAGAGGAGCUCAAGACUUACAAGCCACUUCAUCCAUCUGGAUGGGACGGUGUGUUCCAACGGGCCUGUGAGUAUGAAGAUGAUGGCCAUACGUCCAAAUUUGUGCGCGGAAUUGCAACCGUUGCGCAGAUGACGAAGCAGUGUGAUAAGAACUUGAGCUUCAAGCUCACUGAUCAAGAAGACUUCUUGACCAUUGCCCAUAUGAUCAUUGACAGUGUGGAGAAUUUCGACAAGUCUGCUGAUCACGAGGUUCAUGAGGUUCGCAAGGUGUCCCUUUACCCUCGAAUCACAGAGCCCGAGGUGCAACUUGUGAUUGCUCGGUGGCCUAGAUAUGUCGGCUUUGAACAGGGUUGGCACCAUGUGCCGGACAGGCGGGAGUUACACCUGUAG
Molecule: messenger RNA, 1404 nt
Organism: Trichoderma breve
Lineage: Eukaryota; Fungi; Ascomycota; Sordariomycetes; Hypocreales; Hypocreaceae
Exons: 5
Coding region: 1-1404 (467 amino acids)
Molecular function (GO): oxidoreductase activity
Source: RefSeq, a predicted model, not a curated record